Molecule: messenger RNA, 2857 nt
Organism: Prunus dulcis (almond)
Lineage: Eukaryota; Viridiplantae; Streptophyta; Magnoliopsida; Rosales; Rosaceae
Product: pentatricopeptide repeat-containing protein At5g24830
Exons: 6
Coding region: 197-1966 (589 amino acids)
Molecular function (GO): protein binding
Source: RefSeq, a predicted model, not a curated record
CAGCACAUGAACCAUUUGGGUCUUCCAAAAACUCGCGCCGUCCGGGGCUAACCUCGCUCAGGAGAAGACUAAUCCGUACAAAAACCAGUCACAAACACUUAGUUACGGAGUCAAGGAAGAAGAAGAAGAAGAAGAUAGAAGAAAGGGGCUUCUUCUUCUUUUUCAAAAACUUUCAAUUUCUUCACAGAAAGCUCCAAUGGCACUCGUAAUCGCAUGUGGAGAAUCUUCGCCGUCCCACAUUACCCUUCUGAGAUGUUUGAAUCGAACCCUCGACUCUAUCAAGCACAACAUUGCUCGCAUCUUUGCUAACAUUUUGUGCUGCCAAGCUAACUCUGAUGAAAGCUCCUGGACUUGUCGGGGUAAGGAUCUACUUCCAUCCACUUUUGAGGAUUUCAGGAAAAAAUGGGACGAGAAUUACCAUGUGAGUGCUCAAAAUUGGUUUUCAAAGAAGAAGAAUUCCCGCGGUAAACAAAAUCCACACGCAGUUUGCAAUGUGUUGGAUGCAAUGUUGAGGGAUAGUUUGGAACGUCUCAAAACGAUGAGGGAAGGCAUAUCUAUGGCAAAUAUAGGCUUUUUGGAUUGCACUUUGAAAGCUAAUUACACAGAUUGCAUGGCCAUCAUAAAGGUUUUAUGUAUAGAUGGUAAGUUGGGAACAGCUUUUUGGCUUCGGAGAAAACUGAUAAAGAAAGGCAUUGUUCCUGAUGUCUUGACACACAAUUAUCUAUUAAAUGGACUGUGUAAAACUGGUGACUUGGAGAAGGCAGAUUGGCUUAUUAGGGAGAUGUUAGAAAAUGGCCCCUCUCCCAACUGUGCCACAUACAACACUUUUAUUAAGGGUUAUUGCCGCCUUAAUGAAGUGGAUAAAGCUCUUUAUAUUUUAUCCACGAUGGGUAACAGUGGUAUUAGGCCUAAUAGAAUCACUUGCAACAUAAUUGUACAUGCAUUGUGCAAGAAAGGCCUUUUGGAGAAUGCUAAUAAGCUUCUAGAAGACGUAUUAGAUGAUGAUAAUGACAAGACAACAUCAGAUCUAGUCAUCUCAACUACACUUAUGGAUGGUUAUGUUAAAAAUGGAAAUAUGGUUCAGGCACUUAGUCUUUGGCAUGACAUGGUCCAAAUGAAUACCGAAGUAGAUGCCGUUUCUUAUAAUGUUCUCAUUCAUGGAUUUUGUCUGAGUCAACACAUGGACCUUGCUUAUGGAUACCUUUGUGAAAUGAUCAAAAGAGGAAUACUUCCUAGUGUUUUUACUUAUAAUAUAAUUUUAAGUGGUCUUUGCAAAGGAGGAAAGUUAGAGGAGGCUUGUUACGUCCAUGGACUUAUGUCAAGAAUGGGAGUUACUCCCAAUCAAAUUUCAUACAAAAUACUUGUUCGGGGCCUAUGUAGUAAAGGAGAUGUUGUCAGAGCCAAUGAGUUUCUUCUUCAUAUGAUAGAGAAGUCAGUGGUGCCUGAGAGUCUAAUAUGGAAUACUGUCAUUGAUUGUCAUGGAAGAUAUGGGGAUCUUACUACUGCAUUCUCUGUUAAGGAUCAGAUGCUCGCUUUUGGUGUUAAACCAAAUGUGUAUACUUACAAUGCAUUGAUCCACGCCCAAGUGAAAGGAGGAAAUAUUACUCGUGCUCUUUCUCAUAAAAAGGAAAUGCUUCUGUCUGGUCUUUUUCCUAAUGUGGUCACUUAUAAUUUGUUGAUAGGUGCUGCUUGUAACUUAGGCGACAUUCUUUUCGCAGUGCAGUUAUAUCGUGAAAUGCUGAUAACAGGACUUGAUCCAGAUAUAAUUACUUACACUGAACUAAUCAGAGGGUACUGCAUGAUAGGUAACAUGAAGAAGGCAGAAGAGCUUUUUGAAAAUAUACAGGCAUCUGGUUUACCUAUCGAUCAUGUUCCAUUUAAGGUACUUGUCAAGCAGUACUGCAAAAUUAAGGAGCCUGACAUGGCAUUUGGCAUUUACCAGAAGUGGCUGACGAGGGGGAACUGAGUUAUCCUCUUCUAUAAACUUUGACCAUGGAUACUGCAACAUUGUCAUCUUGGCAUGCAAGUCAAAAUUCUUGGAUCUAAAUUCAACAGAAUCCCUUCUGACAGUGGCCGUUUUCUACUUGUGGCAAAUAUGAAUCUUUCAUAUGUUUUUCCUGAAGGAUCAAGUGGUUGACAGGUGGCUUAUAGAAUUGACUCUUUUUCUUGAUGGUCGUGGUCCUAAAACUGGGACCAAAUCUGAUAAUUCCUUUCACACGGAAACAGGAUGCUUUAAUAUAUAUUUGUGAAGAUCGGAUGGGCCCAAACAUCCCACAAUUUGGACCAUCAUUAUAAGGAAGAUGUCCUGAUGCUAGGGAGUAUAUUCAGCAGGACUUUGGUCAGAAUGUUUCACCUAUAGUUGUUCAGGUGUUUAUACCACAUAUACAGCAGAGAUGGAUACAGGAUUGUUUGCCUCUGAGGUUUCAUGUUCUAUUCACCAUGUUUUGACACCAUAUUAUUCGCCCAGUUUGGGAGGAUACAAUAGAUUCUAGGUUCUGGUUUACCUUUCAAAGAAGAAAUCCGCAGGUUGUGAAAUUGACCUGGAAGUAUUGGUUUUUUGUUUUGAAUUUUUCAUUAUUUAUAGUAAAAAUGUUACAUAUAGAUUACAAGGGAAGGGACCAUAGAAGCCGAGAAUAGCCUUAUAAAAACAAACCGAGAAUAGCAAUGGGUAUUGGAAUUUUUGUCUCUUGUUUUUGGGUGCAUAAUUCUGUAAUGGCAUUAUAGAAUUUUGUGUAAAACCAAGAGGUGAUGUAAUAAUUGGUGAUCAGAUUGGUCUCAAAUGGAAUUCACGAGGUUGCUCCCAUGAUAGUAAAACUAUUAUUUAUUAUAAUAAGAGUUGGAGAGUUGAAACUGAUUA